Molecule: messenger RNA, 1086 nt
Organism: Verruconis gallopava
Lineage: Eukaryota; Fungi; Ascomycota; Dothideomycetes; Venturiales; Sympoventuriaceae
Exons: 1
Coding region: 1-855 (284 amino acids)
Source: RefSeq, a predicted model, not a curated record
AUGUUCAAAUGGGUUCGAAGGUUCCCUUCUGCCUCUCGAAGCCAGAACAUGGUGACGUUCAUAACGUUGCCACGAGAAAUCCGCGAUGAGAUCUAUGAGAUUCUUCUUCUGCUUCCUAUUCUGAACGCGGCGCCUUCCGUGGCAGACGUACAGAAGGCAAACACGCGACGGGACUCCGAGCAUGUUUCUGCAAGGAAUAUCCGUUACCCUAGUCAAAGGCCAACCAAGAAUCCGAUCGUGUCGUUACUUCUUGCAAAUCGUCAACUGCACGAUGAAGCUAGCCUGGCCAUUGAGCGCUAUCAGAAGUGUGGCGGCGUAGCGCUGGUACUUGAUCUUCUUCUGGAAGGAAACAAGUGGUUUUACCCAACAUGGAUCAGCAUCUUGCCAUAUGCUCCCGUCGUCCAAAGGAUCCGGAUCCAGAUUCGCAACUUCGCAGCCUCGGAUGAAGCUGGUGGACACCCGUUCUCAGCAGUUUGGCGACUUGGUCACCUGUGCAACAAUUAUUUGAAGAGAGGCCCUGCUUUGGUCGACGGUGAAGACUUUCAAAGGACGAUAAUAGUCGAACAUCUCACAGUGGACAUUAUCUCGGACCCCCUGCUCGAUGAGACAGGAAGCAGUGACCAAUCAGCGAUUCAACGAGAGAUGCUUCGCGAUUUCAUGAUCAAUAAUAUCGACGUGCUGCUGGUUGACAGGUAUCGGCGACAGUCAGUUCCUUGGGGACCUCUCUUUCUGUCACGCGUUCGGGAAUUGAAUAUCGCUUAUGAAGGAAACAUCUUGAAGUCAAUAAACGUCUUCGAGAGAGCGAAACAGUGCAAAGUCCAGGUUGUAGAGUUGCCAGAGAAGAAUAGAACAUAAGAGAUGGUAGAAUCCUUUAGAAUGCUAAAAAGACAAAUUCGUGCUGUCAUCGCUAUCAAAAGGAUGAGGGUAAAUGACCAAGGGAGAUGAUGGAAAGAUAAAUAUAGGAAGUCAUGCAACCAUGGGACAGAAACUUUGAGCUGCAGUCGUUCUCUCUGUGCCAACUAAAUUGCUGAUUUGCCGGAUCAAUGAGACUCGCACACUUAAAUGAAAGACAGCAACACAACGGUC